AGUUUAUCAGAUACAGCACAACAUCUCUGGAGGACACUGAAAUUUAGAAAAGCUAAUAGCUUACUUCCUACUUUUCAGACAGUUUCCCAAAAAACACAUCUAUGAUGGAGCAGCGUCUGUUCAUACUCCUGUUUUUCACAGCAGUUGUCUCUCUCGUCCUAUCUGUCCCUCGUAAGUAUUAUCUGAUCCAGCAGGGAAAAACAUGGAGUAAUGCUAAGGCUUACUGUCGAGCCACACACAAGGACCUGGCCAUCAUAACAAGUAAUGAGGAACUGGUUCGACUGCAGAAUGAAGCACAGAGAUACCGGUUCAGUGCCAAUGCUUGGAUUGGACUGUACAAUAACUACAACAACUGGAUCUGGUCCAUUGGAAGUGAGCCACUUGGAAGUUUGAGGCUAUGGAUUUCAGGCGAGCCCAACAACUAUGGUGGAAGUGAAGCUUGUGGUUCAAUAACUCCAACUGGUUGGAAUGAUAUGCCUUGUGGAUUUGCAUUGCCGUCUGUGUGCUUUGAUGCCAGUAAAACAGGAAAUAAUAGUUACAUUUACAUCUCUACUACAAUGUCAUGGGCUGGAGCUCAGGCAUACUGCAGACAGCAUUAUACAGAUCUGGUCAGUAUUAAAGAUCCAACAGAAAACUCAGUUAUAGCGGCAAUGGUCUCUGGGUACACCUGGUUUGGUCUGUACAGAGAUGGCUGGAGGUGGACAGAUCAAACCAUCUUCUCUACCGUCAGCUGGUUGUCUGGACAACCUGAUAAUGCCCUGUGGAAUGCAGGCUGUGGAUUUUUAAGUAACAGUCGGGCUGCCGUUGCACAGUGCUCAACCAUAAUGCCUUUCUUCUGUUUCUCAUUUAUCACAGAAAAACAACAAAUAGUAAAGGUGAAGGUACAGUCCAAUCAGGAUGUGAAUGAUCCUCAAAUAAAGGUGGCCAUCUUGGAGAAGAUCAAGCAGAAAGUUAAGGACCAUGGAAUGACAGAGAACAUCACAGUAAAAUGGAGAGAGGAAUCAGAUGGUACGGUGUUUCACAAGGAGAAAGAAGAGCUCUAAAUCUUGUAUCUGAAUCUCAAAUCGUAGUGCAAUUUUUCAUUUAUUGUCUAGGAUUUUUCUUUAGACUAAAUGUACUAAAUCAAGAGCUACUUCUUCAGUUUUGCAUAUACACUAUUGUUGUAGCUAAGAUGUAAUGAAAGUCUCAAUCAUGAUUGUACACAUUAUUUAUAUACUCACUUCAAAUUACAUAGAGAACAACUUACACUUGUAUGGCACUUGUAUAGAUGUUAUAAUUGUUUUCCUCAUUAUAACCAUUAAAUAACUAUUCUAUUGGGGAUGAAGUAGAACCUGCAGAUUAUGUGAUGUAAGAACAGUGUAGAUUUUCCCCUUCUAUCUUUCCUGUUUCCAUUUGAGUGAUGUCCAUGUGUAAUAAUGUGAAAUGAAACAGGGAAAAAGUAUUGAACACACUUAAUGAAAUUUCAUUUAACAUUUUUUACAAAAGCCUUUGUCAGUAAAGAUGCCUACCGUAUGGAGAAACUAGUUGCAUGCAUUGCUCAGGUGUGAUUUUGGCCCAUUCUUCCACACAAACAGUCUUCAAAUCUUGGCCUCUUCUGUGAACUCUGACCUUUAGUUCUUUCCAUAGAUUUUCAGUUGGAUUCAAGUCAGGUGAUUGACUAGGCCAUUCUAGCAGCUUUAAUUUCUUUCUCUGAAACCAGUCGAGAGUUUCCUUGCCUGUGUGUUUGGGAUCAUUGUCUUGCUGAAAUGUCCACCCUUGUUUCAUCUUUAUCAUCCUAGCAGAUGGCAGAUUUUCAUCAAGAAUCUCUCGGUACAUUUUGCCAGUACUGUAUGCUGAAAAACAGCCCCAUACCAUAUUGUUCCCACCUCCAAACUUCACUCUUGGUGUUUUUGGGGUGAUGUCACGGCUCAAUCAAGUUCUGAACACAGGAGGGAGCACUCUCCUGAGUUUUGAGCACACUUCUGGCAGGCCGACCGGAUAUAUCAGCAGAGCGUUCAUUGUGUUAAUUGCGAAGUAUUGUUCCUAGUUGACGUACCAAGCCUUAGCCUCAUGCAAAUAUUGUGUUGGAUUACUGUGUUUUUGACCUUUUUCCUAAUCUUUCUCGUUUUGCCUUUUUUCUAGCGUUUAUUGGACUUGUUUGCUGAUUUCUAGUUUUC
Messenger RNA from Hemibagrus wyckioides, 2156 nucleotides. RefSeq names its product C-type mannose receptor 2-like. The transcript has 6 exons. Bases 102 to 1043 code for a protein of 313 amino acids. Lineage: Eukaryota; Metazoa; Chordata; Actinopteri; Siluriformes; Bagridae. The record is from RefSeq and is a predicted model, not a curated record.